Messenger RNA from Dermacentor silvarum, 687 nucleotides. RefSeq lists its product as uncharacterized. Bases 75 to 617 code for a protein of 180 amino acids. NCBI's taxonomy places the organism in Eukaryota, Metazoa, Arthropoda, Arachnida, Ixodida, Ixodidae. The transcript has 5 exons. The record is from RefSeq and is a predicted model, not a curated record.
UGGCGCGUCGCAGUACUUAUUCAAUGCAGAAGCGCCCUUUUUUGUUGCACUAACGACGUGUGAGAACCGCUACGAUGAACAACGUUGCUCUUGGUAUUGUGGCCGGACUCUGUCUUCUCGCGCUUCCGCGGUACAUAGUAUGUCCAUUCCACAACGUCAUCUUCAACGACCUGCUUCUGAUGCUUAACACGACUUUAAAGAUAUACAUAUAUUCACUGGAUACCGCAAGCAAACCAUGCCCGUAUUACGUACAAGAUUUUUUGAACACGACAUACUACGUAUUCAAUCUUACUACAGAGGAUAAGUGCCAACCAUAUACAAGGACUCUUAGUGCGGACCUGGGUAACGAUACGCAAGCGGAAUUACCGUACAUGGAUAUAAAGAACUGGGAAGGAAACGAAACUUUGAGAAAACUUCUCAAGUAUUACAAUGAUGAGGAAAAGUGUGGUGUAGUUUGGUACAGACGAAACGGAACGAGCCACUACGAACUGCAUGUACGAGAGAACAAAUUCCUGAUAAUGAAUGGAAAGAAAGUUUUCUACAACUGUUUCUCUGUUUACAGCGCCUAUAUUUCGCAAUUGAAUAGCCUUACUUUAGAGUGCACACAUGGAUGCUAAUAGAACAAGAAUUUUCUGUCAUAUAAUGAGCGAGAUUUCAAGAUGAUAAUAAACUCAACGUGUAACGAUC